Closterium sp. NIES-65 is the source of this 312-nucleotide messenger RNA. The record is from the annotation of a GenBank genome assembly. Lineage: Eukaryota; Viridiplantae; Streptophyta; Zygnematophyceae; Desmidiales; Closteriaceae.
AUGUGCUCCACGUCAAGGUGGCUUAAUCCCCUCAACCCGCCCCAACCCGCCCCCAUCCGCGCUACAGUGCACUCCGAGUCUCCUUUAAGGCCAUGUCUUCGGGUAUUUGAAGGAAUUAACGGCGUCGCCACCAUUUCCUCCUUAAAGUCACAAGCAGGCAAAGAUUCUGUCUCCUACUCCCUCGUGAUCUCCGGAACCGCCUCUCCCCCUAUACACUCCAGCCUCGUUAUAGGCAACCCCUUGACAAGUGGUAUAUGGAGUCUGGGCGGCGGACAGCUAGCAGACAAGGGCGGCCACUGGGACAUGGAUUAA